CUUCGUGAGUGGGUUGGUUUUCUGUGAACCCACGGAAAUUUUUUGAUCUCUCCCAGUUUUGUUCUGACAGGUGGUGGAAGGUGCUAAGCGCGCGCUGCAUCUUGGGAUAUUCGCUGCAAGUUUGCCUCAUGAGCUGUGUGUAUCUUGUUCUUUUGCGAUUGUCAAGCGAAUUAUCGUCUAAAAUUGCGUGAAAAACCGUUUACAACUCUUUUCAGGAUAUUAAACGUGCAAACAGUAAACGAAGGAUCGUCCAUAUCCCGCAAUAUGGUGGAAGAAUGCACGGAUGACAGAUUCCAUCGGCUGUUUUUGCGCUAGAGGAAGUGUGAACCGGUAACCUAGCGGACAUGUAAUUGGACGUGAAAUCCCUGAUUCCCGUCAUCUGGUUUUGUUUGGGACUCGGCAUUUCGUUCCAUCGCCAAAAUGAUGUGCGAUAUAAUGCCUACGAUCUCUGAGGACCCGCCAGAGAUUAAUUAUGGGCAAAAUGAAGAGACGAACUUCGAACAACUCAUGGUUAAUAUGCUCGAUGAACGGGACAAGCUUAUGGAAACACUUCGUGAAACCCAAGAUUCGCUUGCUCUCACGAGAGCCAAAUUAACGGAAUGUCAAAAAGAAAAAGAUGGGCUUAUGAAUCACUUGGAAACUGUGCUAAAUAAUGUAAGAAUCUUUUAAGCUGUAUUUUUAAUAUAUAUUUUUUCUCCUUAAUCUGAGGCCUGACCAUUCAUUCUUUGGCUUACUCAAAUACGCCAUGUUUGAUCUGCAAUUGAAUGUCAUUUCACCGACCAAGUGUUUACAUAUCCACAGAACACGGGUUUUACUGUACACGAAGAACAGUCUCUGCAGUAUUUCAACAAGAAGCUAUAUCGAUUAACUACAUUCUCGUUUAUUUUCAAGUAAAGUCGCAUGGUAAAAAUUCCAUAAUACGUCAAGAAUCUUUAAACUGUCGCUCAAGAUUCCAAGCUGCAUUCCUGUACAUGUUGUCCAAAAAUCUUUCGUAGUUUACAGUCUCAAGCAUUAUUUUCAACCGAGUAAGAUGAUAAUUUGAGUUUGCGGCUUGGGAACUUCUAAUUUGCCGAUGUGUUUGUGUUAUUUCACCAAAGAUCAUGCAUAUUUAUGCCUCUCCAAUCCAAUUCGUUUUGUCACUGCUGAUGGAGACUAUCUCCUUCAUUAAUCUCACACGUGUUUAUAGAAAUUUCUGAUUUCAUUCGGUGGUAUUUCUUUUAUUUUUAGGGUGAUGAUCAACUUAUUGAAAGACUGGCUGGUUUGGAUGGAAUUAUCAGCGAUGCGGGGAAUGAUCUAAAACAAGAUUCUGAUAAAAACAGAGUUCGUGUUUUGGCUGAGGUGUGUGGAGAAUUCUGUCAUUUUUUUAGCCGCUUGUUUUAAUAACACCACGAAAAUGCAAAGGAAUUAGUUUAAUUAGCAGUUCCUUGGUUUUCUGUGGAAUAAUUCACCCCAGAGAAUGAAUUUUCACCCUAGAGUUUUGCUGUUGCUUCCAAGGUGUUUGUAAACAAUACUGGUGGGAAUCUAUUGUGAAUGCUGUGAUCUUAAUUUAAAAAUUUUACACAGAUUAAACGGAAUUAAAAUUGUUUUCAGCUAUAUAGGUUGUUUUCCACUAGCCUUCAGGCGUAAAAAUCAAAAUAGAGAAUAAAGUUUUUAGACUAUGGGAUUUAACAAGUGCAAAGCUCGAAUAUUGAGUAAUAUUCUUCAUGUUUGACCUUUUUUAAUCGAAAAGUACAGUGAAAUCUUUUUUUGCACGACUGAAUUCCACUAUGAGUAUGAUGACGCUUUCAUCAACUGUUAGCAAAGUACAGGUCGAGUUUCAGACCACCAAACUGUGAUGAUUGUAAAGAAUGUUUAGUUUUUUGUGGGUAGAACAAUUGUGUCAUUACAGUCUGCAUUUAAUCAUGUGUCCAGUAUCAUCGAUCACGUUAGCGAAAAUCACGAUCGUGCCUUUUAUUUUCGAACAUUUCUCCCAGCUUGAGGAAAACAUGGUGCUGGAGAUGUAGUUUGUCUCUUUGCAUAGCUAUUGAAGUGCCCUUAGUGUGUAAUUUCCGGUGAAUACACUAUGUGGUAUUUUAUAUCGUACCACAUAAUUGCAGGUUCGAUGCGAAUACUUUUUUUUGUGUUCAUGGUCUACUGAAACGAUCAGUUGCAAUUUGGCUUGGAAUAUUUAAGCGGUUGUGUGCUCAAAGAUGGUACUAUUUGCUUCUUGACACCUAGCCACGGAAGAUUUUAUUAAAAAGCCCUCACAUUAUCAAACAAGUCCAUUUUACCACUUGACUUAACUGCAUAAAGAGCUUUACCUUCGAAUACUUUCUGUUUUUCUUUUCUCGCGUUGGAGAGGAAAUUGCUUGCAUACAAGUUGUGUUUCAUUGUCAUAAACGUCUCGCGAACUGAAGGAAAACCUUUUUGUACAGACAGUAGUAUGUUUACUGAACUCUUUAAGUGUAAUUUGCAUGAGAAUAAUUUAGUGAUCGGCUUUUGUUGAGUUAAAACAUGUCGACCUAUUCGUGAAUGUUUCGCACCGUGAUAUCUGUCAUCUGUCCCUCUGCAAUCAGAACCUUGUUUUCUCUGUAAUGUUGCACGGAUAUUGAUAUCUUGUUGAUAUCUCACGAUUAGAGAAUUCCGUUUUCGCUUGGUGCUGACGAGCAAGGCUCUCCGCUGGACAACUGGCAAGUUAAUACGUUUCCCGGGUUGUGUGCGGCAAACAGAAAUCGCUUGAUAUGUAAAUAUAAAAUGACACAAGUUACGGUGUAUGGUUUUGAUAAGUUACUUGACACUACUUGUACACUUGGUACAUUUAUUAACUGACAAAACAUCAUGUGAAAGGUCUCGGUAAUUCUGUGGUGAGAAAGUCGACAAAACUCACUUAAAUAAAAUAGCACAAAGUGAAAGCCUCUUAUGCUAACAGACUACCCGUUAGUUCUAAUUGUAGUGUUUAUUAAGCUUGGGCAAAUGUGUACGUCUUUUAUUUUACUGCAUGUACUUCUUUUUUAUAUAGAUGUGGUGAGUUUUAAUUUCAUUUGAUUCUUACUUGUUUGUGAUAAGCUGGCCUUUGUGAGAAAACUAUAGAUUGUGCAAGGCGGUCAAAUACCUGGAUUUCUUUAGAAUCAAUCUCCUUUCAUUUAUAAAGUUGUAAUUUUGGUCAGUUAAUUAAGAUUUAAUUUCUGUUAUGUUAAUUAAUUGUCAAAACUGGUUCAUCUUGAGGAUCAUGUCUGUAAAAGGAUUUUUGUUAAAUUUAUCCCAUUUUGCAUUGUCAAUUAAACAAAAUUGCGAGUGUACUUUGUUUAUCUAAAUUAUGAAUCUGUUCAAGCAAACAAAAAUAAUAUUAAUACUAUCCUGUCUUGCUGAUGGUCAAAUUUUAGAAACAUUUAUGCAAUCACAAAUUUCAUGAUAUCAAAUAAGCUGUUUGAUUGUUUUCAAAUGAACUUUUAUUUUGAAUAUCUAUUCAGAAAUUUAUUUUGUGAAGCAUAGAUAUAUAUUUUCUCACUGUUUUCUUUUCCUCAUACAACUAUGACAAAUUCUGAAAAUUGGAAACAGAUUUUUAUUCAAGUUUAGAUGGAGUGUUUAAAUUGCUUGUUAAUCUCUACUUUCUAACAUUUUUUAUCACUGACCUGACUUUACUUAUUAAUCAAGGUACAAUUACAUUCAAGUGUGAAACAAUUAUUAAUAAUUCGUCAAUCUGCAUUACUAAAAGAAUCAUUUAGAUACUCAUUAGUUCAAAGUGUAUGAUAUAUAAGAAUUUUUCAGCAGCAAAAAACGUGAUUUACAGUCCACAAAGAAGUGCAAUGUUCUGCUUUUUAACAUUCAUUGUUUUCUUAACUUAAUACAUGUACGUUAUAGCAAUAUUUGGUUCAAAACAAUGUGGUUAUCGGUAAUAAUAAUAAUGUUAUCAAAGUAUGAUAUUGCCUUGGUUCAGUGCUGUUUUUACCAGAAUGUUUUGCUACUUAUCAACAACAAUAUUAUUCUUUGAUCAUUUUGAUUUGGUUAUUCUUAGAGGUGCCACACUAUAUGAUGUUUCAAAAUUCUCUUCUGUAUGCUGUGAAUAAACCAAAUGAAUAAAAUGUUUUGCUACAAAACACAGUCAACCUCCACUAAUGUCCACCUCUCUACGGUGGCCACUUUUUUGGCAAACAUCGUGAGUGUGAGUUUAUUGUCUGGAGAAACAGUUCCGAUACAGUCAAUGACAGCGACCUCUCCUACAAUGGCCACUUUUUUCUGUCCCCAGGGUGGCUGUGUGGGGAGGUUCAACUGUAGGUGCAUAUGCUUCUGUUGCCUUGCCUUUUUUGUUGGUGAAUGGUUGUGUAUCAAGAUUUCACCAAAUUUUAUCGCACAUUUGUCUUGUGGGAGGUAAACUCCUUAUACUGGUAAAUGUGUUUUCUUAGCAACAUCUAGACAACAUGAUAUUAACCUGAAUUUCACAUAACACUUAGGGAAGCUAAUGUCACAUUAACGCAGUUUUAAAACAUUGUUCUUAGAAUGUAGUCUUGAACUUUUAGAGACACAAACAUGUUAGUUGAUUGGCUGGAAUGAUGAUUUUGUGUUUGUAUUAUACCAUGAUUAGCCAAUAACAGACAGCAGUGACAGUGACUCUUACAGUUUAUUCGUCCAAAGAGAACACUACUACACUACAACACCAAAAUUGAUUAAUAAUGUCAAGGUGAACCAGUCAGGUGCCAUAAAUUUUGCUGGAAGUGCUUUAGUUAUGUUGCAGUUAAUUUUUUUUCCCUUUGUUUUCAUUAGCACACAUUACCAUAUACCCAAAAGCAAUAGAAAAAUAGAACUUCACUUAAACAAAAAAUUAACUACAACGGUUAUAUAGCCUGCUUGGCAGGUGCAAAAAUCCGAUAAUGUCAACAGUCAGUACGUGACCAAUCACAAGUAAAGGGCUUGUCAGCAUGGUCCGAACUUAAUUACUUUGUAUACCGGAAAUUGUCGAGUCAAGAUGCUUUUUUCAAGUGAUAUCAUAAUCAAGCGAAAUAAAACAUUUUUACUCAUCUGGCUUCCACAGCAAAUACGACAAACACAGACUACGAGCAGUCUCUCUUUCUUUACUCCUUGCAGUCUACAACAAACAAUGAUCAGUUUCGUGUGAAUACACAGGGCUGUCACUAAGUUUUUAAGUUGCCGGGUAAAUACAACAAGUAGGUGGUGAAUCAAACAGCCAGGGAUUUCUUUGGCCUUACUUCAUCAAAAACAACAUUUGUGACCAAGAACUGAACAAUUGCCAGCCUGAGACGCAAAUAAUGAAAGGAGAAUUAUAAACAUUUUUGAAAAGCUCAAUGGAUAAUUUUUACCAAAGCUUCAGCUCUCUCUUUAUAAACCAUUUAGGAGUUCAUUCAAGACGGUAUAUGUUUUUGCAGAAAAGGCAGUCUUGUGAAUAUCGGCAUUGCAAAUGUCUGGCAAGAAUUGCAAUCACCUUGAAUUGCAACUCAGUGUUUGGACAAAUCCAGUAUUCAAAACCUCCUGGGCAUCUCUGCCUGCCAAACAAGCUGUUACAGUUGGCUCUAGUUCGAGUUUUAAUGUGAAGUUGCUACAAGUGAUUAGAGUAAUUUUGAUCUUCCAAAGCUUAUGCCACAUUUCCUUGAUGCCUGCAUCAUGUUUGUCUCUCACUAAUGCACACCAGGAUAUACCCCAAUAAGUUACUCAUUACGGCUCAGCCAAUCAGUAAUUUGCGGGCACCAGUGUCCACAGAAAUGAGCAAAAGGAGGUUGUUAUAGCAGGUAUCCCUUACCCUCUCUCCCCAAUCCCCCUCCCUUUUCCCCUUCCUCCCUAUCCCUUACCCCUUUCGACUGCUACGCAGGCUAUGGUUACACAUAGUACUCAACUUCAAAUAAGCACAUCCCUCAGAGUGAAAAAUAUUAAAUAGGUGCCCCCUUGGCCCACUACCACAUCCCUCCUCUUUGAAUAUAUCACAAUACAGUAUGCGCACAUGUUUUCAAUGAAUAUAGUAUAAUAUAUACACGCACUAGGAUGACCCAUUUAAGGACAUCACAGUUGAAGACACAGGUGCCAUAGGACAGCAACAGGGCGUAGUGAGAGUCAAGUAUAUGUGUUGCACUCACACAAAUUUGGGUUGUAAAAGAAAGAAAUAUCCAGUUUACUUCUUUAUUGGGGCCAAAUUCCAAAGAAUAAAAUAAGUGCCCUAUGGAAAUAGGGCCUCCCGAUCUCUCAACCCAGAAGAUGAAAUUAGUGCUAUAGUUGGUACUAUUUUUAAGCGUUUUUUGUAACCUCGUCAGCAUUCUAUUUUCUUGUAGGAUUUUGCAACAAUGGUGAAGGAACUUAACCAAGCCAGAGAGCAACUCCUAGAAAAAGAUGAAGAAAUUAGUGAACUGAAGUCGGAGAGGUGUAAUACAAGAGUGAGUACUAGUGUAGGCAUAAUGGUGGGCUUUAAGGUCAUUAGGGUUUCAGCUGUAAGCCACUGUUACAGAUCAUACGAGAAUUGUGCGAAAGGUUUUUUUGCUUAUGCCAUUUAUCUUUGUUUGUUACAGCUUCUUCUUGAGCAUUUAGAGUGUUUAGUAGCACGGCAUGAAAGGUCAUUAAGGAUGACAGUUGUCAAACGACAGGCAGCCACAACAGGUGGUGUAUCAUCUGAAGUAGAAGUUCUGAAGGCUCUAAAGUCACUUUUUGAACACCACAAAGCUCUGGAUGAAAAGGUAUUAAAAAUGUACUUAAAAUCAGGUUUGUAGCCUUCACUUUAGGGUAUAUUUUAUAAAUUGAACGAGUGUAACAGACUCAGUAAUGUCCCAAAAUUUUAGCUCGACAUAAUCUUGGAAUAAAUGUGUGCCUAUGCGCUAAUUCUUUCAAUGCAACCAUACCUUCAUGAUUUGUCGCUCUCAGUUACAAGUACAGAUGACAGUUUAAGCAAACAAUAAAAUUAUAUUGUCACUAUUGCUGCCUUUUGUGUGUCAAAGAUUGAAAAAUUGACAGGAAAUUAACUAGAAAAUGAUUUUAAUCUAAGACAUACUGCAGUGUAUCUAACAGGAAGUGUUCUCUUUUUUUGUUUUAGGUGCGUGAGAGACUCAGGCAGGCUAUAGAAAAGGGUAAUGCACUAGAAGGAGAGCUAGAAGAAACAAGGGAAAAGGUGAGGACUUGUCAGUAUUUUAUUCUUUAUUUGCAACUUCUUUUAUCACUAAAUAAUGAUGUUUGCAUUGUUUUUGUUUCUGCAGCUCAGAGAGCUUGAACAGGAGAAUGAAGAUAUAAGACUUCGGAAUCUCAGAAGAGUUAGAACCGAAGAAAAACUCCACACUUCAAGUGAAAACUGUGUAGAAAAUGGUGAUGAAGGUUCUGAUAGGGUGAAGGUUAGCUUUUCAUGACUCUUACAGGGUUUUUAUUAAGAAUUCUAGUUAGGUUGUAGCAGGAGAAAGGUGUAGUGUUACAGGAGAAUAUUUUGAAAGAGGCUCACCAGAGAAUUCUCCAAUCUGCAAGGCCUAAUUAACACCCUGCUGUUGUACAGGUCAUACUGUAUGUUUGUUAACACAUGCGACACUUGACAUCAUUCUGUGUUCCAGUAGAACAGGGGAUGAUGAAAAUGUAUCACGAUUUUACAGUGCAGGUAGCUGUGCUGUUCUCUCUGUGUGUAUUUCAGCGACUGUUUUUGACCACACACACACACACACAAGGGGACAGGGAAAUGUAAGACCAGCUGUGUAGAUGGUCACUGCAUGUUUAUACUCCAUGAUAUGGUUCCUCGUGGAUCAAUAAAUUUAUGAUGUUGGUGGAUCUUGUUUGUAAGAGACCUGGUAUCCAAGAUAAUAAUUAUUAAGCCCAUAGGUUAGGGUAAGGAGGGACAAAUGCAGGGAUUUUAAAGAUCAGCACAGUUAAUUGUAUCAUUGUAAUGGAGUUUUUGUGGCAAUAUUGCAAAAGGGAUUUUGCAGCACAGUAAGGUAUCCAAUUGUCUUUAAGAACGUGGGACCCGUUUCUUGAAAGUCUUGGUUAUCAACGGCCCCUAAAAGCCAUUUUUGUUUACAUUCAAGAUAGAGGUUAAAGUACCGGUAGUUUUGUGAAUAACAGGGUAAAACUAUCAGUUAACAAGGCAAAGUGCACUGGUUUGUUAGCUAGGAUCUGCAGUCUUAUUCUUUAUAUUUUGAUUUCAAUAUCUGAUUUUGGACCCACAAAGUCUUCAGGACUUUUGAGAAAUAGGCCCCAGAUUCAAAUCCUGCCUACUUAAAUUUAUUUUUAUUUUGGCUUCUGUCUUGAAGUGGGUGUAAAACAAAAUUGCUAUGGCAUUGACCCCACUGUUCUCCAAAAUGUCCAAAAUGUUAGUGUUAUUUAAAAAUGUUGUUGUUAUGCAUGACAUCUAUUUGCUGAUAAUAACUGACUGGUUUGCUUUUUAGCAUCUCUCCAAUGGUCCUGUUAGUCACGAUAUAAGUGCACAUGAAGAGCAAAUGGAAGAGAUGCAGUUUGUUCUUGACAAACGAGCCAAGGAGGUUGAAAGGGUAAAACUUUAACUUAUUGAAAAUAGCAGUACUGUAGGCAGUCAGAGUAAGAGGAGGGAGAAGUGCACCCUUUGUUUCUCUGGGUAAUAAUCUAUCGCAGGGGCUGUGCUCUAGCACCACCUGUUAGCCUCUGGAAACUUGCUUCUCCCUUUGGGUGACACGAAAAUUUUAACGUUUUGCACAAAACUGAAAUACUGGACACCCUUUUGUUAGAGCACGUCCAUGGGGAAGUUCUUGGGAGUGUGUUUCACUCACAGACCACUGUUGGAGGGGGCGGGCGAGCAUGACUUUCCAGAAAAGAAAUGGUAAUGUUAAAGAUAAAACCUGUCAAAAAUUAUUUGACCAUAUAUUUUUUACAUCUUAUUAUUGUACAAGAUAUGCCAGCAGACUUUUAGUGUUAGGUUGGAUGGCAACCAGCUUUUAUCCAGAUGGUGACAGGUUUUUUCAAAGCUGUGCUGUGUUUGUUUUCUUUUUAGCUUACAAGAGAAAAUAAAGACUUAAAAGAGAGAUGCACAACUCUCGAAGAAGAAUUAAGAAUAUGUAAUAAACAACUUGAUCGAGGAAAUACCUCUAUACAGAGACUGGAAAGAGAUUUAGAUGAGGUAUGUUUGCUUUUUGUAGACUUCUAGGCCUAAUUAUGGAAGAUGAUUUAAGAAAUCCUGUGGUGUGCAGUGUUAAAGUAACAAAUUUAUUAUUACUUACUUCUAUAUUGGGUAAUUAUAAGACAAUAGACUUGACUCACUUCAACAACAAGCUGGUGUUCUGAGUAAUGAAAGCAUUUGCAACUUUUAUGAUUAUAGUAUUUGAUUAUGCUAACUUUUAUUGUAAAUAGGCAGCAGCACAGAAAUCAGACAUGGAGGAUAGAAUAACAACCUUGGAAAAGCGUUAUGUGAGACUUCAGCAUGAGGUUACAGCACUUAAUGAUGAUAAUGAACGACUAGAAACCGAGUUGGCAAGUAAAGAAAGUGAACUUAUACAGGUUAGCAAGUUACUAUUGACAGUGUGACAUGUUGUUAUGUAAACUACUAGGUCUUGGUACUUAACUACAGUCAAGUUUUCCUACGUUAGCUAAAUUAUUGUAGAUGCAAUUUUGAAUUUGCUUUAUUUCUCCCUAACAUUUAGCAAGGGAUACAAUCUACAGUUUUCUGUUCUUUUAUGUCUUUCUAGGCAGAGGAGAAGAUCCGGCUACAGCAAGAAAGACUGGAACUUGCUGAGCAGAACCUUAACCAGUCCUUGCGAAAAGCUGAAGCAUUGCCAAAAAUUGAGGAAGAACUAGCUGUCCAAAUGGCUGCUUUGAAUGAGGUUAGGCUUCGAUGAGGGACAUUUUAAGUAAAGCACUUCUUUCUUGUUUCUAUACUAAACACCAGAUGUGGGUGGAACUUUUAAUUGCUCCAAAAGUGAGAUUUGAUUCUUUGUGUCUUUGUAAUCUCUCCUCCCCUCCUCCCCCCAUGCAAUUACAUGACAACACAAAGAUUGGUGGUGUAAGAGAUGACCAUUCUACCUUUUACUUUCUCAAAGGUUUGGCACUUUUAAUCUCCUAUUAAUCUCAAACUCCCAUUUACUCCCAUUUUCAGUUACUGCAUUUUAUUGUAUUCCAUUUUUAUGUUGUUGUAUUUUAUUGUAUACCCUGCGAGCAGAGGUUACAUUUUCGCUGUGUGAGCUGGCAUGCGAAAAGUAGCCUCUGCCGACAACCAUUCAAUUUUCUAUCGGCAUGUGCGAAAUUCGUCACCCAAUUUGCAAGCAAAAUUAAUCGUCAGGUCUGCCGUCAAAUGGCGUGAGUUUCGCGGGAAUAAAAAAAUUGCAUUAACUCUGAUCUGCUAUGCAAGAUUCGCGCAAGACUUGCGCAAUGCUCUAAACCAGUCAAGAACAGGAAAAAACCCAUUUUUUAAAUUUAUUUGUCCAGAUUUCUGGACGGAUUUGAACGUUGUCGGCAGAGGCUACUUUUCACACACCAGUUAACACAGCGAAAAUGUAGCCUCUGCUCGCAGGGUUUUAUUGUACUUUGUGGCGCUAACAUUUUUUAUUUGAUAUUGUACUGCAUAAACAAGUUUCAGCAUAUUUGGUGUUUUGUUUCCAGGCUGCCGAGAAACAUGUCUCUGCUGAAGAGACUUUACAGCAGCUGCAAGCCCAAGUUCAGGAUCUCCAGGCAGAACUCAAUAGGGUGAGGCACUGGAGACGUGACUACAUUCUAAUAAGAAUCUUCUCUGUACAUGACUUUCUUAUCAGGCAGUAGAGUAUGCAAAGACCACACCACACCCCAUUUCAUUUAACAGACUUUGGUUGGGAAGGGGCAAUUGGGAAUUUAUCUUUGUGAGUAUUCUAAUUACACCAGAAAAAAAAAUUGGUAUAAAAAAUUUACUAGACAAAAUUGAUCUGUACUAUGGACAGUAUGUAAAGAUUCCUAAUUAAUUUCUAGAGGGUUUAAGUCCUUUCUGAGCUUGCUUCAAUAUCUGCCUUGAAUUGUGAAAUUGCUGGUUGUACCCGGUGUUGCUGCCAUUUAUUUACAGGAGAAUAUCAAUAUCUUUGUAGGCACGUGAAAGAGAAAAAAUGAAUGAAGAUCAUAAUGCUAGGUUAUCAAACACAAUUGACAAACUACUGGGUGAAUCAAAUGAAAGAUUACAGGUUCACCUCAAAGAGCGAAUGGCUGCAUUGGAAGAGAAGGUAUGAGUAUGUGCCCUAUACUUAACUCAUGCUAGUUACCACUUUGUUCUUUUUGUAUGUACACAAAACGGGCUUCUAUGUUUACUAACUUUGUUGUAGGCCUUUACCGAAUAAAAUACAUUUGUUCUUGUUUAGCUUUGUUAUAAACUAAGUACAUGUCACUGGAAAUUGUUUAAACUCGUGAUGGUUCUUAGUUAUGUGUAGAUGACAAUGAUCAAGCUUCACUUGUAGUACUGCAAGUGUAUUCCCAUUUGACUAUGGUUCAGUAAUUUAUUUAAGCAUUUUUUACCUUUACUGGGUUGUGUCAAGGAAUACCUUCCAACCAAAUUGGUGAAAAAAAUCCUAAUUUCCUUCCAAAUAAUACUGGUGUAUUCAACAAAACAUUUUCCAUUCUCUUUGCAACAGGCUGCUUUAACUCAAGAACUUACUGUAGUAAAGUCACAAGUUGAAGAUCUCCAAAGAGAGAAGGUAAAAGGUGGUUGAGAUUAUGGAAUGGUGUGCUUUAACAAAAAAAAUAGUUCUGAUCUUAUGAAAUCCUGGUUGCCUAACACACAAGUUGUACCUAAAACCCAUUCAACCUGUAGCUUACAAAGAUAAGAACCUUGAAGAAAAGCCAACCCAAAUAAUAAUCUAAGUAAUGAUUAAAACUGAGAAUAGGAUUUUACUUACAUUUUUAUGGUAAGUUUUGUGUAAACAUAGUUUUUUUUGUCACCUAAGAGACUAAUAAGAGUGAGCUGCUAUGACUCACUGGUUACUGCUUACAGCUAGUGCAAAACACUGAUAUUUUACUCCAGUGCUAUUCUAUUGUAGUUGGGAGAUUUUCUGCUUGAAGCUAUGUUAAAUGCUCUCAUGUCUAAGUCAGUAGUUUGAAUUUUUUUCCUUUCUAGGAAAUAUUAGCUCUAGAACUGGGAAGGCUGAAUGAAGAAUUUGAAAAGUUAAAAUCCAAGGUAUAAUAAUUUAUAUAUUUUUGCUUCCCGUGAAUAUUAAGGUCAGGAUAAUUUUAAGAACUUUGGGGAUUUGCUUUAAUCAGUAAAAUUGGAGUCCAAUAGUGCAAUCCAUCGCUGAUAAAUGAAAGUCAUUCUUAAAAAAGAGCAGAAUACCUUGAUCAAAAACAUAAACAUAUAAACAACUAAAACCUUUGGUGUGACAGUUUGCUUUAAUGACUGUCAAACUUCAAAGAUGGUUAUGUUUUGCAGCCUUUUAGAACAUUUUUUUUCAUCAUGUACCCAUGCUCAGAUGAAAACUACAACUGUACUCAUACUCAAUCCUGUACUCGCAGCCGAUUCUGAAGGUCCUAAAUACAUUAAUAAAGCAAGUCAAAGUGCAUAAACACAAUGAAUGUCAAGGCAACCAUUUACACCUUCUAUAUUGUAUUUUUGUUCUCUCUCAAAUCAGGGUGUCAUUGAUGCAACUGUAAAUGGUCCUGUUGUGCACUUCAGGUAGAGUACCAAAGUUAAGUGAAAUGAAUAAAUAUGGUACCAUGUGGAACUGAUCAUUGCAGAGCAAUAAUUGUUGGAGAAGACUUUUUAGGGACUGCGAGUUGGUUGUCCUAAUAUUUUUGUUGUAAAUACAUUAUAGUGAACCCGUCAAACGAGAGACAAAAGGUCGUGCUGGAAUAGAGGAUUCACCCAGUCGAGUAUUCACGCUCAAUGAACAGGAAUGGCAAAAGCUUGAACAGGAAAGUGUGCUAAAAAAUGUUGCCAUGGCAUUUGACACAAAUCGAUUGUCUGACAUUGAAAGUGAUGCUGGUAGUGAAACAUCAGAGGACAAAGGUGUAGGCGGUGAUGCACAGACACUGGCAUCAUUGUUACAGCAGCAGAUAGAUGUUAUUAACAAGGAACUCAGGUGAGUUGUAAUUGUGCUAUGGCUUUUAGCCCUUAAAGCUCAAAUACUGACCAAGUUUGUCCCCUUUUCAGUCAAUUACAAGAGGAGCACAAGUCAACAGAAAGAAAAGCCCAGGUCCUGGAAAGAUCUGCAGUAAAAACACCUAUGCAUAAAGAUAUGUAUUCAGCUUCUCAACAAGUACAUGUAAGUGUAAUAUCUUUCGCAUUCAAUAGAAUAUGUUGAACCAUAUGUCGGUGAAUUUUUUAAACCAACUUUGUGUUCACUUUGACAGCUAUGCAAAUGUUGCCAAAGGUGAUAGAUUGAAAACUUUAUGUCUGACUGCAAAACAUGUAACAUUUUGUUUCCAAAUCAUCAUGAUAUGGCCAUGCACACACUGAAGAACAUUAGCCAAAAUACUUAAAAGGGGGAAGCCUUUGUACGUGUAUAGGGAUCUGCAUCCCUAACUUCAGGAAUCAUGUAGUGCAUGACACAAUUUGAUCCUUGUGAGAUUGAGCAGCAUUGUAGUCGUCAACAACGAAGUAUCCAUCCUAGAAUCUGUCAUAUUGAAAUGUAGUACAUCUUAAACAUGCAACAUGAAUCAUGUUUCUAAUUAUUUAGUCAAGCUGUGUUGUUUUGUCUUAAAUGUUUUCAGGAGCUGGUUGCAUCAUCUACAUCUUUCCCAUUUCCUCCUCUUGAUCCAAUGGACACAACACCAAUCUGGGUAUGAUCAGUUCUUCAGGCACAUUUUAAGUGUUUCUAACAUGAAACCAUUCAGAACUUGCUUUGUAUUUGAUGUUCAUGUUUUACAUUUUAACUCCAGGUGAGAUCAAGUAAGGAGAAUUCACUUAAUACUCUUGAAGAUGCCCACACGCCACCCACACCAAGCUCAACUGCAUCUGAUUCAACAGAGAGUUCUAAACCCAGUCAGUCAGGCAUAACGUCUAGUUUAUCACCGGAUGAUGCUGCAAAUACGGUUCCUUCUACAAAUGGCAUAAUCAAAACAAGGUAGGAAACAGACACAGUAGCAACUGUUUUGUUCUCCUUGGCUAUGUAACCUUAUCUUGAGCAAUGAAAUUAGACAUGGCUUACUUUUAUUAUUAUAAAGACUCUGAAGUUUAAAUGCAAGCUUUCUAAAAUGUCACACAGUCAAAUGUCAUUUUAUUGGGUUAAAAGGGUAAUUUGUUUGGAGAGUUCCAACCAUACUUGCAAUCACAUCAACAAGUAUCAGACCAAGCAGCAAAAAAGAAAGUUACUACUUGGAUUGAUAUACUUUGGUCGUGACUCACAAACACAACCUUUUGACUACCUUCAAUUAAACACUUUAAAAUUGUCAAUAGGUUGUGCUUUUGGGUGACAAACAAAGUAUUUUCCUGUGUUUCUUUAAAUAUAAUCAUCAUCCCUGAAAGAAGUGACAGUGGCAUUUUAUUUUUUAAGUUCAAAGCGUACUUGUGUAUAAGUUUCUGUUACUUGUGUGCAAAAGUUGGUAUAUAUCUCAAGUCAAUUCAAAUCCUCAAAUUUUUCAGGGAUAGUUCAGCAGACUCUUUGCCAAGUAUCACUAGUACAACCAGUAGUGCAGAAUCAUUAUCCAAGAACAAAGCACAUAAAAAGGGGAUCAAAGGAUCUUUUGGGCGUAUUUUUGGCAAUAAACCAAAAACUAAGCAAAAGGACUCUGGGGAAGUCCCCACAGACUCCUACUUGAUGCCUGGUGAACCAGUUCCGGGAGGUUCAGGGCAGCGAGAGUUAGACAGGAGAAUAAAAAAUAAAUCACACCUGUUAGCGGAGGCAUUAGCAGCUGGUACACCUUUUGCUUUAUGGAAUGCACCCACUGUUGUGGCUUGGCUAGAGGUGAGUUGGUAUGCUGUGGUCUGCAUUUCUGUGCAGUGAGUUUAAACUAGGAGUUACUGAUGAUUCACCACAUUUAACACAUGCAUAAUAAUUUUGGUGGCAAUCAGUUUACCUAAUGUUUAUGAUGCAUAAUUUAGACAUGAAACUGCAAGUCAAUGUUAGAGAAUUCUUGGGCCGUACAUAUCCUUUCUUGGAGAAAAUGUUUGAAGGAAUUCAUGCCUCUUAAGUAAACAUUUCCCUCUCUGUUACAAUUUCAGGAAUAAUAUUAAUGUAAUGCACUUUUGUUUAUCACUUUGUUGAGCCGGUAAGUCGAUUUAUUAUUAGACUAUAGGAAUUUAUUCGAGAUUGUUUUUUCAAUUGUUGUAGUUGUGGGUUGGCAUGCCUGCUUGGUAUGUUGCUGCUUGUAAAGCAAAUGUGAAGAGUGGAGCAAUAAUGUCGGUAAGGAGUCACACAGUUACCUGUUUUUUUAGGCAGUACAAAGCAAAAGGAAAGACAAUAAUCCUGUCCUCUUGAGCUUCUUAUAUUUGUACAUUACCAAAGUGCAGGAGAGAAAAUGUGUAUCUGAUGUUUAUUUAUACAGAUGUCGCGUUGCUUAUAGCCAGACAAAACUACUGGGGACCAGCCUUUAAUGGUAGGCUGGGCUCUGUUUAAGUAAUCGCUCAUCUUGUCCAACAACAAAAAAAUGCAACCCGAAGGGUUCUGUGCCUCAUCUAUUCAUUUAUAACAGAACCAAUUCCAUUUCCCAGAUGCCAUUAUGAGAAGUCAGAAUAAAACAUUUUUUUCUUUUAGGCUUUGUCAGAUACUGAGAUUCAGCAUGAGAUUGGGAUAUCCAAUCCUCUACAUCGACUCAAGUUACGACUUGCCAUUCAAGAGAUUGUUACUCUUACAAGUCCAUCCUCACCUACAACUAACAGAAAUGUAAGUUUUGAAAUUGUGUAAGUUACAUUUUUUUUGUGCUUGUUGUGCAGUCUGAGGCCAGGAAAAUUGCUCUUAGCUUCUGAUUGGAUGAGGUAUCAGAAAGAAUACAAUAUUAUUUAAUGUUAUAAGAAGAAGUCACACUGUUCAGCUUCUUGCUGUAACCAAACUGCUCAGCAUCGUGUGUAGAAAUGAUGAGUGAGAUACAUGAUGUGUGUUCUGAUUAGUCAUCAGUAAAAUUUUUUUCACAAGAAGCCUCGUCUGAAGAAUACUAUACAUGACCAGUUGAAAUGUUAGGAUUUAAGUCCCUAGUGACCAUAUAUGUUGUGAUACAUGUACAAACAGUAAAAUGAUUAUUACUUUUUAUCAAAACCCCUGACCUCCUGGUUAUUUUGCAGUCAUUAGUCUAUGGUGAAAUGAACCACGAUUGGAUUGCCAAUGAGUGGCUUCCAAGUCUAGGUCUUGCUCAAUACAAGGUGAGUAAACUCCCUCCUGACCAAUUACAGGUGUUAUCUGAUCACCUAAAAAUUUCUUACAUUACUGGACUCAACUAAAGAUAGAAAUUGGGUUGUAUAGAAAUAAAAUUAUUUAGUGACUUAGUUUUAUCCUUUGUUCAAUUUUUAUUAUUAUUAUUAUAUUGUUUGUUUGUUUUUAUGCUGAUGAGUUAAGGGAACCAAAAGGUGUUAUUGUUCUUUCACUAAAAUCCUACUGCGAUAAUAACAUUAACCCUUGUAUGUUGUCUCCACAGAGCUCUUUUCAAGAAUGUUUAGUAGAUGCAAGAAUGCUGGAACACAUCAGCAAAAAGGAAUAUCAAAAAUAUUUGAAAGUAGUUGAUAGUUUUCACAGGUUUGUAUGAUGAUGCCUAGUCGAUGGACUUAUUUACUGACUGAUGCUUAAACUACUGAUUGUUGACUGUUUGGCAUUAGUUGGUGGUAAUUUGCAGUUGUUGUAUUUGAACUUUUUGUACAUGUGCUGUGCUUUUUAUACCUCUAAACAUUUCGGUAGGGUUUUCUCAACUGGGCAGGGUAAGAUAGCAAAAACAUGAUAAACAAAAAUCUUGACUUGUCCCUUUCAUUAUCCUUUGUUGGCACAACAAAAUCAAUCAUAGCAUCUUGUCAUCUGUAAAUGUAAAUGACAGAAUGAUGUGCACUUUAAAACGUAAUAUGUUUUUAUCAGUUUCACUCAUGAACUUUUUCAACAUAACAACUAACAAACCUUUAUCCUCUUUUCAGGCACAGCUUACAGUGUGGUGUUAAAUGUUUAGGAUUUAUGAAUUAUGAUAGGCGGGUAGGUGUUUGUUUCUACAUUGUAGUAAACCAAUGCAAGUGGUUGAGUAGAACAAUAUCAUUAUUACAUUGUGGUCUGCUUCUCAUGAGUCAAUGCUAGAUUUGACACUUACGUUUUGCACAAGUAUAUUAUUUUUUGUAAUAUAUAUCACUUUGCAUCUUCAGUAAAAUAAUGCUUAUAAGUGCUUAAGUUAGACAGCUCAUGGCAAAUUGUUGAUAAAUGAGACAAAAAAAAACCCACACGGUCCAAGUACUGUAGGGACUUUUUGAAACUCCUGAGUUGACAGAUCACCAGUCUGAGUUUUUACAGAUAACAAGUCUGAUCUCUUCACCCCCCACCACCAGAUAUAAGCCCAACAAAAACCCCUUGCAGCAUAUGAGAUGCCCCUUAAAGAACCUUCUAAUAGAUGACUUUACUGGAUGAACUGUUUUUUCUUUCCCUCGAGUCAUUUUGUGAUAUGAAUUAAACUCUGUACCCAGCUACAGUAUGAUGGCUCAAUAAAUAUUAUAUCUUUAAUUGGCUACUGUCGGUUGUAAUUUAAAGUAAUGAAUAGUGAAGUAGAAAAGAAGCAAAAAAUUGUAUGUAUUACUUAACAGUUUAGAGAUAUUCUUUUGGUAAAUAGAUGAUAAAUGUCUUUUUUAUUCUUCAAGUUGCUAGAGAAAAGAAGACAAAUGUGUGCAGACGAGUCAAAAGGUAAAAGCUAAACUGGAAUUAUAUUGUUAACAGUGCCUGCAAGAGUUUAUCCCACUGACUCAAAAGAGAAUUGCAAAAUUGGUUUUAAAAGCAGCAAGUUGCCCAAUAUGUAAAUUGCACUGGCUGCCAACCGUAGUAACAAACUGAUUUCUUUAGCUUGUUUCUGCAUCCUGAACCAUACUAGAGAUUUUUUGUAGCUUAUAGCGUUCAUGCUGGGACACCAUUCAAAAACCCUCUUAGCCUGUCACCUAGAGUAAAUGUUCAGUGAUUGUACCAAAGCGAUGUUAUGAUCAUCAUUUUUCAGAUGUACUUGUCUGGAGUAACGAUCGUGUAAUUACAUGGCUUAAGAAGAUUGGACUGUCAGAAUAUGCAGACAAUCUUCCUGGCACUGGAGUACAUGGGGCAGUUAUUGCUUUGGAUGAGACUUUUGAUCACAGUACUCUAGCGUAUGCCCUACAGAUACCCAGUCAGAACACACAAGUAAGGCUUCUACGUUUUAUUUCUUAUUUAAGCUAAGGUUUCAUUCUCUCUUCUUCCAUGGUGUCUUCAGUCUCUGUUAAAUGUUAUUUGGUACUGAAUUUAGUAAUGUGGUUUUCAAAUGAAUAAUGCCAUAUUCCACACAAGUCUUAUUUUUAUUUUUGUUGUUGUCGUUCAAUAGGGUGUUUAUCAUUUCUUUUUAGUUCUCACUUUUUGUGCAAAUUCUAUACUCAUGUAGAGAGAUGUUAUGAUGUAUGAGUUCACACGAUAACACCCCACAUCUCUCAUAGGGUGAACACCAUUACUUUGUUAACCAUCCCCUGAGCAGAACCACUGUAAUACCCAGUUAGCAGGAUUAUGGGAAUUGUGCCCUCUUUCUGUUAACUUGACCUUGUUAAUAAUAAUAAUAAUAAUAAUAAUAAUAAUAAUAAUAAUAAUAAUAAUAAUAAUAAUAAUUCCUUCAUUUACCGACGGCAUUAUUUACAGCACUAAUGCUAGUGGGACCGAGCAAAUGCCUGAAACAAAUAAUUCAAAUUGAACUUAACAGGGUUAAGAAUCCCAACUGGCCAGAGGCAAACCAGCUGGCUAUUUACAAGCAUGGCUGAGGAUUUCAACUUGCGGCUACCUAGAACAAAUCCAGCUAGUGGUCGAAGCGGGACUUGAACUCGGGGCCUCUGAAUUUCAAGUCCGGCGUUCUAACCACUUGGCCACGCUUUUCUCCUGGGUACUUCAUGAUGCUGAAAACAGAGAUGUGUGGGUGACAUCAUCUCCAACUGUGCCUUUAGUGUUAUGUACGCCUUUCCGGUUUUCAUGUUAGUACUUAGUCUAUGUAAUUGAUGUUUAUUUUUUUUUGUAGACACGUCAUGUUCUUGAGCGAGAUUUCAACUGGCUCUUGGCAAAUGCCACUGACAGGGAAAUUGUAGAUGAAGUAAGUUUUGCCAUUCUCUGUGAAUUUUCGUCUGUUGUGGCUAGUUUUCCAUCAGAUCUUUUACUAGAGGAUUCAACUGAGAAAAAGAGGGGAAGGAGUGGGAGGGUGGAGAAAAGCCCCCCCCCCCCCCCCCCCCCCCCCCCCCCCCCCCCCCCCCCCCCCCCCCCCCCCCAACAACAAUAGUCCGUAAUAAUAAUCACCCCCUUUUUAUUAAACAUUUUUUCUUUCAACAUAAUUUUUUUUUUUUUUUUUUUUUUUUUUUUUUUUUUUUUUUUUUUUUUAUUAACAACAAUAUAUUAUAAUUUUUUUUUUUUUUUCUAUUCUUUUCUUUGGAAAAGGGCCUGCAAGGGAAAAUUUAUAUGUAAGUAAUUUUUUCCUUUUUUUGUUAUUUUUUUUUGUUUUUGGGUUUUUUUUCUUAAAAUUUUUUUAUGAAGGAAUAAACAAGAAAAAAAGGGGGAGGGGGGGGGGGGGGGGGAAAAACCCCCCCCCCCCCCCCCCCCCAUCGCAUCCUCCCAAUCGCCCACCCCUAUCGACUAGAUAUAGGCUGGAUCUAUGAAAUCAUCUGGCUCUUUAUACACAAGUUUCUCACUUGAAAACUAUUUGAUGCAUUUUGUUACUGCAGUGUGUUAUUAAAUUUCUAUGUUAGAAACAAUAAAAUCUAACUUAAGUUACUUUGCUGCAGCUUGGCAAUGGUGGUGAGUUUAAACGUUCCAAGUCUUGGCGUAAGAUGUUUAAGCAGCGAGAUAAAGGAAAAGACAAGACCAAAGAGAAGGAACCUGUAAGAAAGAACUCCUCUGGAUCUGAAUCAUCACUCAGUCAAUCAAGUGUCACUUCAUCUCCAAAGACAUCAGCAAAAAAUACAAAGCAUGGUGUAGCAAGUAAUGACAGUAAAGCUUCAGGUAAAAUAUUGUUUUAUGUAGGAAGGUGUACUGGCAUUCAUUAGUGGCCAGAACUAACUCAAGAAAAAUUCUUAGUUUCAUUUUGUCAGUGCAGUUGAACAGCCAUUAAGUCACCACCCUUGCUACUUAAUGGCAGUUGGCCGCUCAUAAGAGGUUUGUCAGAAAUUAGCACAAGUCACUUUAUUGGUUUGAGAAAACUGUUGCACAAAAAUAAAAACAUCCCUUCAAAAUGUUGUGAUGAAGUUCUUCCAACUUGACACAAACAAUACCAUAAACUAUGGUGAUGCCAAAAGCUGACUAUGGCCGCUUGGUAGAGGUGGCUGCAGUAGAGAUUUAAUUUACUUCUACAAUAGUAUAAUGAAUGGAUUUAUUUUAGGACUGUUUACUGUUUCAGGGUACGUUUUUGCUCAUGUUAUUGAAAAUUCAUUUUUCCCUUCAUAAUUAACUUAUCGGCAGUUGCAUACACUGCAUGGUUUUUAAAUAGUUCUGUGUUUAUAUAAUUAGGGAGACCUUUUCUAACGUCAAUUUCUUCUGCCUUAGAUGCUCUGAUUACAAGCAGCAAUCUUGCGUAGCAGCAGUUGGGCAAUUGAAGAUGUGGCAGUUCGGUAAGGAAGCAUUAAAUAAUCAAUUACUCCACAAUGAUAUGGUUAAGGUGCUUAAUACGAAUAUCUCUCCCUCUACAGAGGCUACAGCUAGAAUUCUAAUAAAGAUUAACAAAAUGGUAACCGCGGGGAAACAAUGGGAUGAAAGAAAAGGCCGCCCAUCAUCCCCCUGCUUUUUUUUUCCUUUCAUCUUAGCCUCCUCAUGAAACAAAGAGGCCUGUGCGGAGGCGUGAAGCUAAGCUUCGUUAGCAAAUAUUAACACCAAGAUAUUUUUCUUCUUUUUUUCUUUCCAGAUGUCAAUUACGUUGGCUCAUUAACAAUAAUAAAUUGUUAAUCAAGUAUGCUUAAAUUAUAGAUACAAAAUUUAUUUUUUCAGUUAGACAGGGUUAUUAACAUUGCCCAACUACACUAGUCAGUUGUAGUGCUUAAUUUUAUGGCAUUGUAACAAAAGAUUUAUUAUGCAAAGGAAUUUGCGUGGGGUUAGUGGGGACCAAUAUUGGUCUCCUCCAAUGGUUAAAAGGUUUCCAUGAAUUUCUAUACAUAUAUAUAUAUAUAUAUAUAAAACCUAUCCGACUUGUGAAUAUUAUUAAUAAUGUUGGGUAUGAAUUUAAUUGAUGAGAAUUAUGCACACCCUACCUGGGUUUUAUGACUUGCGGUUAAUUCACAAACACCCAGCCUCGCCAUCAAAUAACUCGCCCACAAAAAGUUAAUUCGGGGCGAGCUUUCUUUCGUUUGGGCGAAGUAACCAGUUGUCAUUUUCCAGAUUUCCUCCCUUGAUGUUAGCCCUGAAAGGAGCGUGACCUUGAGUAUUCGAGAAACAUUUUUGUGGUUGGUAAAAUAGCCAAUUCUCGAUUUAUUAUUUUUUAUUUGCAAUAUUCGUUUCCUAUAUUUCUUUUCCUUUUUGGAGAGGAUAGCUAAGUAUUCUUGUAUUUAAUUUGUUAUUUUUAUAAGUGUUUGCUAAGUAAUUACUUAAAGUUAUCCUGCCAACCAAUUUGUUUUGCAACAAAUUAUCAUAAUUGUUGUUUCUUCACUAUGUCUGCAUAUUGGUAGAAAUCUUUUUUAUCAACCGUACAAUUUAUAACUACGAAAGACGUAAACUGGAAACGCCCCCUUAAUUAGGUUUGUUGUAAAUCAAAGUAACGCUCUUUAUUUUACUUUGCCAAUCAGACAAUUUGCGCAUUCUCUGUAAGAAGUUGCGACUAAACUAACUUGUUGUCAAGCAACUUCGUUACCAGGGUUUCUCUUCUUUCUGUCCCCUGAAGAACUACAUUGGUUCCUUGCCUCGAUUGCAAACUAGUUCCAGGUCACUGCCGAAUGUCGAUGUUGUAGUGCGUUACCAAAGUACAUCCGUUUAUUAGUGAGAUCUUUAUGUUGUUAGUAGGGUUCUAAAACAGCUGAGCCAAGUGCAAAGUUUCCGCCAGUAUCUGCAGCCGAGUCUUGGCGUGAACGUAUGCUGGUUUUAAUUUGAGAUAAUUAGGUAAAUUAAAUUAAAAGGGUAAUUGUACUUUUUCGAAAUUUAAUUGAAUGAAAACAGUCUCUCCUAAUGAAUCAAAGGGGGAAAAGAAUUAUAUUGAUAAAAAGUGUGACCUUAAAACGCCCUUCACGUGGUCAUUAUCAAGUAACAGGCAUAUUUGUUCUAUGUACAUGUAAAUUGCGCCGCGGGUAGACUGAGAGUAGGGGUGGUGGGGCUGAAGCUUGUACACGGAAUUUUACGCCAUUCUUUUUUUCAGGUGAAAUCCUAUUGUAAACACUUAAGGCGCAAAACUGAAACCUAUCAAGAUAGGCGAGAAGUGAUAAACACUCGAGCUACACUCAUUACUAUUUCCACCAGGGAACUGGCUGGUCCGCGUUCGUGGAAAUAGUGGGCAAGACUUCUUGGGGAAUUCCCUGCUAAAUUUCCCCCCUUACUUUAAUUUACGAAGAGAUUGUGGAGAGAGAGUCCUAGUGUCCUUUACCCGUCAGAAUUGGUGCGGGGCCUGGAAAUGGUAGGGGAAAGCAAAUCGAAAACAUUUGCUGAUCAACAAUUCUGGUUGGUAGUUUGAACUACUCUCCAGUUCAGUGCAAUCUCUCAUGGCGGUUUACUCGAGUUGUGUAUCUUCUCGUUGAUCUUUUUAGGUGUGCCCUGUUCUUUGCAGAAAAGAUAUGUUGACCAUUUCAGUGUUGAGUGAAUUUUGGUCAUACUUCUAAUUUGUACAGAAACUCUUUGAAUAUAUAGACAAUACAAGAAUAAUUUUGAUAACAGCAAUUUGUCUACUUCAUUAGCUGGCUUUUUCGUAAAUUAUUGAAGGAAAAUUAGGUACUGAAUAUAACACGGCAAGCAUAGUAUCUUCAAUUCCUCAGAGGACUGACAGUAGAUAUGGUUUACUAUGUGAUUCCAUCUUAUUAGCUCUCCAAAUGUGGUAAUUAAAGUAAGUCCGGCUUGCAUGCGAGACGGCGAAAUGUUCGUGGUCUUUUACGACUUCUCUAGAAAUACUGUAUGUUUUUCCCCUGGAAUUGCGGAAAUGGUAUAUAUUGCUAAAAAUCAAAGGUCUUUGAUUACUUAAUAUGGAAAUAGGACGAAAAAGAUAACAAGCCGUCACUGGUAUAAAUUUUAAGUGCUCUACAAAUUGUACUCACUUUUAGAAAGAAAACAAAACCACAAAUGUCAGCCCCUUUAUAUAAUGGUAGAAUUUCCCACUAAUCUUGGCAUUAUUUUUUUUAAAAGCGCUCCCUACGUAGGAGCCACUUAUAUGUCCUUUCGUGACUGUAUUUAUUCACAACUGAGAACAGUGUUCUUUUGUUUUUCAUUACUGCUGUACAUCAGUUUGUAACAUACAAAUAAAACUUUGUUAUCUCUAAUGUAUAUGUACCCAAAUAUCAAGAACUUGAAAUACAGUUAUAUUUUCUUACAAGUGACCUGCAAGUAUUUUGGGGAGGGGUU
This is a messenger RNA of Porites evermanni, 23486 nucleotides long. NCBI's taxonomy places the organism in Eukaryota, Metazoa, Cnidaria, Anthozoa, Scleractinia, Poritidae. The record is from the annotation of a GenBank genome assembly.